Messenger RNA from Ceratotherium simum simum (southern white rhinoceros), 1506 nucleotides. RefSeq names its product N6-Methyl-AMP deaminase (gene MAPDA). Gene Ontology annotation, molecular function: adenosine deaminase activity. Gene Ontology annotation, biological process: inosine biosynthetic process; adenosine catabolic process. The record is from RefSeq and is a predicted model, not a curated record. Lineage: Eukaryota; Metazoa; Chordata; Mammalia; Perissodactyla; Rhinocerotidae.
UCAGAAUUGAGGAGGGUGUAGCUUGUGCCACAAUUCGACUGUGAUUGACUUUGAUUCUCCGGGACUGCGUUUUCGCGGGAAGACUGCCCGCUACGGUUUAUUGUGGACGCGUGGACUGUGUCAGGGAAGCGUGGGUUGUCACUUUUCUACAAGCUUUUCCGUCUGAAGGGAAAAUUUAUCUACGUUCUCACAGUUGACCCAACCGUUGAUAAAAAUCUUUAAGAGGUGAAGCUGAGCCCAGAGCUGCAUAUACAGCUAAUCUAUAAAAAUGUGUGGGAGUAAAGCAAUCUGAAGGAAAUUCAAGACCACAAAAUUGACUCAGCGAAAUACAUUGUAUUGUUCAUACCAAGAAUAAGAGUGUUUGAAGAAAGACCUUUAUUCUGCUAAAUCAUGAUGGAGGCAGAAGAACAAGAGCCAUGGAAGACAGCCUUUUACUCAGAAUUACCUAAACUGGAACUUCAUGCCCACUUGAAUGGGUCCAUUAGUUCUAAUACUAUGAAGAAGUUAAUAGCCAAGAAGCCAGGUCUUAAAAUCCAUGAUAAGAUGACUAUAAUUGACAAGGGAGAGAAAAGAACUUUGAAAGAAUGUUUCCAGAUGUUUCAAAUUAUUCAUCAGCUUACUACCAGCCCUGAAGAUAUUCUAAUGGUCACAAAAGAUGUCAUCAAAGAAUUUGCAGAUGAUGGUGUCAAGUACUUGGAACUAAGGAGCACACCCAGAAGAGAAAAUGCUACAGGAAUGACUAAAAAGACUUAUGUGGAAUCUAUACUUGAGGGUAUAAAACAGUCCAAACAAGAAAACUUAGAUAUUGACGUUAGGUAUUUGAUAGCAAUUGACAGAAGAGGUGGCCCUUCAGUAGCCAAGGAGACUGUUAAACUUGCUGAAGAGUUCUUCCUUUCUACUGAGGAUAUAGUUCUUGGCCUUGAUCUCAGUGGAGACCCUACUGCAGGACAAGCAAAAGACUUCUUGGAACCUCUUUUAGAAGCUAAAAAAGCAGGUCUGAAGUUGACAUUGCAUCUUUCAGAGAUUCCAAACGAAAAACAAGAAACACAAGUACUCCUGGAUCUGCUUCCUGACAGAAUCGGGCAUGGGACAUUUCUCAACUCCUCUGAGGGAGGAUCCCUGGAUCUGGUGGACUUUGUGAGGCAACACCAGAUACCACUGGAACUCUGUUUGACCUCAAACAUCAAAAGUCAGACAGUUCCAUCUUACGACCAGCAUCAUUUCGGAUUCUGGAACAGCAUUGCCCAUCCUUCUGUGAUCUGUACCGACGAUAAGGGUGUUUUUGCAACACACCUUUCUCAGGAGUACCAGCUGGCAGCUGAAACAUUUAAUUUGACCCAGUCUCAGAUGUGGGAUCUAUCUUAUGAAUCCAUCAACUACAUAUUUGCUUCUGACAGCACCAGGUCUGAACUGAGGAGGAAGUGGAACCAUCUGAAGCCCAAAGUGUUACAUUUUUAAGCUGUAAUGAGCCCUACUUCGUUAUGAACUAAAUUUCCCAAAGUAUGA